Molecule: messenger RNA, 295 nt
Organism: Paramuricea clavata
Lineage: Eukaryota; Metazoa; Cnidaria; Anthozoa; Malacalcyonacea; Plexauridae
Source: the annotation of a GenBank genome assembly
GGCACAGAACUUCGGAGUGUAUGGGAAGCACCAUUCCUCCAUUUGUGAAAAACCACUGAAAGAGAACCUGAUAACAACCAAUCAAGGAAACGAACAGCAUGUUGUAUAUCCAGUUGUGGUUGUAGAUGUGCAUGGAGUCAAAUGUCGUGCGUUGUUGGAUUCGGGAUCAGGUAGCUCCUACGCAUCAGCCGUCUUGCUCAAAACGAUUGGAGUCAAACCCAUCAGCUCGGAAACGCGACAAAUCGAAAUGAUGUUGAGCACCACAACACGAAGGAUGGACGUUUGCACUGUCAAU